Strongylocentrotus purpuratus (purple sea urchin) is the source of this 3734-nucleotide messenger RNA. RefSeq lists its product as uncharacterized. The record is from RefSeq and is a predicted model, not a curated record. Bases 339 to 3734 code for a protein of 1131 amino acids. The transcript is spliced from 2 exons. Lineage: Eukaryota; Metazoa; Echinodermata; Echinoidea; Camarodonta; Strongylocentrotidae.
CUUGUGGAGUACAGGAUGACGUUUUGCUUUAAGCCGAUUCUUGUGAUGUCACAGGCGUCGCUUUGUAGAAAGUGUAUGGAUUAGGUCGCUUGAGGGCGUACUGGAUUUUGUGUGUUACUGAUUUUCCACGUCAUGGGAUAGUUGCCUCCCAGAGUUGCCUAAGUUUUCGUUUAAUUUUGUGAUACAAGCCCAAUGAUAUUGAACCUUGCCUGCUACAGUGUAUAACCAAAUUACAGUGCAUGGUGUCAUUACUAUGGGUCUUGGGCAACUAGUUAGUUCGCCAAAUCGUCCACCACAACAGUUCAAUAUCAACUUGUGUGACUGUCAUAUCCUCCAUCAUGAGCGUAACCGGCAUGGAUGGCAGCACAGAUCCAGAGGUUACCUUCAAGGACCACAAGUCGGACAGUAUUAGACCUGAAGACUCAGCUAGCCAAAGGGGGAGUAGCACCACCUCGGCGAGUUGGAGGAUACGGGCGAAGGCUAAGAGAGCUGCCUUAGCCGCAGAAGUAGCAGCUCUUAAAGACCAACAAGAACUUGAGAUAGAAGAAAUGAAGCUUAAACAACGGAAAGCUGAGCUUCUUCUGAAGACUAGAUUAAAGAUCGCUGAAGCAGAGGAAACUGUAUAUAGAGGUACUCUGUCCAUAGAACAGAAGACUGAGCCUUCCAAGUCUGAACCUUCCCAGCAAGGUUCAUCAACUCCUGCUAGAAUGAAGCCAGCAAGUGAAAACCAGAUACUGACCAGUCAAGAUGAAAAGAUAACUGGUAAGAUGGACUCUGACAUCUUACAUCAUCUACAGCAAGGACAGAGACAACAUCAACAGCUGUUGGAAGCCAUCACAAUUUCAAGUACCAACAUUAUGUCUUUUGAUGGUAACCCGUUGAAUUUCUUUGAGUUCAUACGAUCAUUUGAUAGUGUCAUUGGAAAUUCGUCAUUGGACAAUAACGCCAAGCUGCUCAAGUUGUAUCAUCUUUGUACUGGAGCUGCCAAAGACAUAAUCCAAUGUUGUCUCAUGAUGCAUCAAGAUGAUGGGUACUUUCAUGCCAGAACGCUUCUGAUGGAUCGCUUUGGAAGUGACCAUAAGAUCAGUGACGCCUGGAUUAGGAAGGUCACGGAAGGUCCAGUUAUUCAGAGCAAUCCUAAACAUCUGAGGGAUUUUGCUGAUCAGCUAAAGACCUGUGCUGAAACUUUGAUGGCCCUUGGAAUGCUUCACGAGAUGAGCAGCAGAAGUGAGCUGGUGAAGGUCAUUGAACGUUUGCCAUUCCAUCUGAAGAGCCGGUGGUUGCGUUUAGUAAAGACCAUCAGGGAUAGUGGCAGACAGCCUAACAUCCAGCAUGCAGUUGAAUUCAUCACCGGCGCAGCUGAUGAACUCAAUGAUCCUGUAUUUGGAGCCUUACUUAUGGGUGGACCAAAGAAUCUAGGAAGUACAAGGAGUGUAAAGGAAAGAACUGUGUCAGGUAGAGGUCAGGCAAGCAUGUUUACUACCUCUGUGAAUUCAUCGACCAAGAACUGCAUCAUGUGUCAGGACAGCCAUGACCUUUUCGGUUGCCAGAAAUUUAAAGCCAUGGAGCCUGAUGAACGCUUUGAUUUUGCCUUCAAGAACAGGCUUUGUUUCAAUUGCUUGUUACCUGGUCAUGUAUCCUCAAAGUGCAUCCUUAAUAGGACCUGCUCAGUCAAGGGGUGCGAUCAAAGGCAUACCAAGUUCCUCCAUACCGGGAGAAGGAUGAGACCAUCUUCAGGAAAUCCUACACCUUGGAGAACAAGAAGGGAAUCGAAUGACUCAUCAACUCAAACUGACUAUGAUGUAGCAUCUCAUGCUAGUUCCAAUGCCACGAGGGCCGGAGGUUGCAGAGUAGCCCUUCCAAUAAUUCCGGUUACUGUCAGUGCUGCAGAUGGUGGAGAAAGCAUUGAGACCUUAGCUUUGCUGGACCCUGGUUCUACGAACUCAUUCUGUCUGCAAGAAUUAAUAGAUGUGCUCCAGACAAAGGGGAAAAAGAAAGUCAUUCAGGUCUCAACACUGGAAAGCCCUAAAAGAGCAAUGGAAUGCGAAGCCGUCAAGUUGAGGGUUAAAGGUUCCACAGCAGACAAGAUGAUAGAGGCUGAAUUUCUAACUCGUCCCAGCCUGAACAUCAGUACUGCAAACAUGGCCAGGGAGGAAGAUAUUUCGAAAUAUCAACAUCUUUGUGGUAUUGAUCUUCCAGUCACGGGGAAGAAUCAAGUAACCAUACUGAUUGGACAAGAUGUGCCUGAAGCCCUGAUGCCACUUGAAAUCAAAGCAGGUAAACCUGGUGAAGUUUAUGCUGUCAAGACAAUACUUGGAUGGACGUUAAAUGGUCCACUUGGAAAUGGAAGUAGUUUACAGAGUUUUCAAGCCUCGUCUAGCUUCAUCUCUGAUGAUGGUAACAUGCUCCUGGAAGAACAAGUUCACAAAUUUUGGAAGCUAGAAGGGACAGAAUACCUUCAUGAUAAUGAAAGGAGCAUGUCCAUCAAUGAUCAGAAAGCCUUGAAGACCUGGCAGGAAGGAGUUUGCAGAGAUGGUGAUCACUAUCAACUUCCCAUUCCAUUUCGGAAGAGGCCUGAAGAUCUGCCGAAUAACAUCCAAGUUGCACUAACCAGACUAGAGUCACUGAAGAGAAGACUGGUAAAGGAUGAUUGUCUACAUGCUAAGUACAGUGAAGGAAUGAGGUCUUUGUUGGAUGAAGGGUAUGCUGAAGAGGUUAAGGACCAGGAUCUUGGGAAGGAUGAAGGAGUCUGGUACUUACCGCAUCACCCGGUAUUCAAUCUAAAUAAACCAGAAAAGACAAGAAUUGUCUUCGAUUGUGCUUCCAAGUACAAUGGAACUUCUUUGAACGAUGCGGUACUUCAAGGUCCAGACUUGACGAACAACCUUCUUGGUGUUUUGCUCAGAUUUCGCCAAGAACCUAUAGCCAUUAUGGGAGACAUAAGGGCAAUGUUUCACCAAGUUAGAGUCCCACCAGAGCAGAGAGACUUUCUUCGCUUCCUGUGGUGGCCAGAAGGAGAUCUUAUCCAACAUCCUAAGGCUUACAGGAUGUGUGUUCACCUAUUCGGUGGGACAUGGAGCCCAAGUGUUUGUAGUUUUGCUCUUAGACAUACAGCUGAAGAAUUCAAGACCGAAUAUUCUCCAGAAGCAGUGGAUGCUGUCGGUCGUAACUUCUAUGUAGAUGACUGUCUCGUCUCAUGCAAAACAGAAGAUGAUGCAAUCAAGCUUGUAGCUGAACUCAUGACGCUGCUCAAGAGGGGUGGAUUCGAAGUGACCAAGUGGAUAAGCAACAGCCCAGCUGUGAUCAAGUCUGUACCUUUGGAAGAUCGAGCUAAAAACAUUGUUGGACUUGAUUUGAAUCGGGAUGCCUUACCAGCAGAAAGGGCACUUGGAGUAACAUGGGAUGUAGAACUGGACUGCAUCACCUAUAAGAUCACCCCCAAGGGCAAACCAGUAACGAGGAGGGGAAUUCUGAGUGAGAUAGCAUCAAUAUAUGACCCCUAUGGAUAUGCCAGUCCAUUCGUCUUGGUUGCCAAGAGAAUCCUCCAGGAUCUAACUGCUCUGAAGCUUGGAUUUGAUGACCCAGUUCCAGAUGAACACCAUUCCAGAUGGCUAAAAUGGAAAGAAUGGCUUCCCUUAAUGAGCAACUUCAGAGUGAGCAGGUGUUUCAGACCCUUUGAUGAUGUGAACGAGUACCAACUGCAUCAUUUCUGUGAUGCAUCUGAGUCGGCGUAG